AUUAUCAUUUCUCGCAAAGCAGUAGCAGAACCCCAAAUGGUGGGUGCGCUAAACCCCUAAAAAUGCGCGCACGCCACUCUCUGUCUUGUCUCCCUUGAAUCGGAAGGCUCAAUCUUCCCUCACCUCCUCAUGUAAGAAAAUCCUUUCCUGGUUCUACAAGCAAUCUCGGUCCCUUCUCUACAACUUUCAGGUUUUUGGCAUGUUUUUAUGUGGGUUCUUUUGGAUUGGUUUUAAGAGCUAAUAAUGGGGAAAAGGGUUAAGAGGAAAGCUCGGACGCCAGCUAAGGAGAAGCGGGUUGUGACCCCUUCAAAUGUUGUUUCCCAACAAAUCAAUCCCAGUGUCCAUAGUGUUGACAAUGGAGAUUCAGUAGUGAAGAAUAGGAAAGCAUGUACCCAUCUUUCCAAGGGUCUCGACAUAAAUAAGUUGGCUGACAAAAUUGGUUCUUCAGAUCCAGUUAGGUGCGAAGACUGCAGAGAGGAUGUGGCUGAUAGGAGAACUGGUAAAGUUAAACAUGGGAAGAAGAAAGGAAGUGCUUCAGUGGAUUCAAAAUCUGAGUCAAAGGCAAUUUGGGUGUGUUUGGAAUGUGGGCACUAUGCCUGUGGAGGGGUUGGCUUGCCAACAAUCACUCAAAGUCAUGCUGUUAGACAUGCUAGACAAACCCGACACACAUUGGUAAUCCAAUGGGAUAACCCUCUUCUUUGCUGGUGUUUCCCAUGCACGACGCUUAUUCCAGUUGAGAAAACUGAAGGAGAUAGUGAAAAUAAAGAUAUACUGUCAGAUGUUCUAAAAUUGAUUAAGGGGCAAUCUUUGGAACGGUCACCAGUAGACGUUCAAGAUGUUUGGUUUGGGGCUGGUAGUGUUAAUAGUGGAAUAAAAUCUGAAGGCACCGUGUCAAAUAUCAUAGAUGGAAGUGGUGGCUAUGUGGUUAGGGGUUUGGUUAAUUUGGGUAACACUUGCUUCUUUAAUUCUGUUAUGCAGAGCCUUCUAGCUAUGAAUAAGUUGCGGGAGCACUUUUUGAAUGUUGAUGCUUCUCUUGGACCUCUUACCAUUGCUCUGAAGAAGCUCUUCGCUGAAACUAAGGAUGCCGGAGUGAAAAAUUUGAUAAACCCAAAAUCCUUUUUUGGGUGUGUCUGCUCCAAUGCUCCACAAUUCAGGGGGUAUCAGCAGCAUGACAGUCACGAAUUGCUCCGUUGCUUACUUGAUGGGUUGUAUAAUGAAGAGGUGGGUGCAAGAAAGCGUAUCGAUUUGUCACAAGAAGAAGGAUAUUCAUCAAAACUAGGUCCUACUUUUGUUGAUACUGUAUUUGGUGGCCAAAUUUCUAGUACUGUUUGCUGCAUCAAAUGUGGGCACUCGUCAACAGUGUAUGAGCCAUUUUUAGAUCUUUCACUUCCAGUUCCAACCAAGAGACCUACAGCUAAGAAGGUCCAACUGGCAUCUCGAGCAAAGAAGACAAAGCGGCCACCAAAGAGGGGUGGAAAGAUCCGACAAAAACCUAACAGAGAUACAGAAGAGAUGUUGACUUCUUCAGCUGAUCAUACAUUAGGAUGUUCUAGUGGUCCAGCUCCAAUUGCUGAUGAGAGUGGUUCAGUUCCACAAGUUUCUUCUGCUGUUCUGGAUUCUGGGAAUCAGAAAUCUUUGGAGAUUGCAUCUGAGGAAGUGGCUUUGGCAGAUGAUUUUGCAUGGUUGGAUUACCUUGAGCCAGAAACUGUAUCAGAUGAGCUUGAACCAACUCUACAGAACAAUGAUAUUGCAAUUGUUCAAGAUUCCAAAGAGAAUGAUGGGGUUCGCAAUGAUGUCAUGACACAGAACAAUGAGGAAUCUUCUCUUGCUGGUGAGCUGAACAUACAACCAGGUUCUUCUCGAAACCCUUGGGAAGAUGAGAUACCAAUGCAGGUUCAAGAUUCUGAAGUUCUAUUGCUUCCGUACAAGGAAGAAGCUUCCACUGUUGGAGAAAAUUUGGGAGGAGAAGCUGAUGCCUCUUCAUCUGUUAUGGGCCGUGGGCAAGAAGAAGUUGACUUUGAGGGCAUUGGGGACUUAUUUGAUGAGCCUGAGAUUUCAACAGUGUCCACGACAAAGCAUUUUCCGGGCAAUGAGGUUUCAGAAACUAGCUUUGCAGUAGGGAACAGUAGUGAAUCUGAUCUUGAUGAAGUUGAUGAUACCGAUGCUGCAGUGUCUGUUGAAAGUUGUUUGGCGCACUUCAUAGAGCCAGAGCUUCUCUCUGAUGAUAAUGCUUGGGAUUGUGAGAACUGCGCGAAAGAACUGCAACAUCAGAGUUUGGAAGCAAAGAGGAAGCAGCCGAAAACUGCAUCAAAAACCAUGACGAAUGGAGGUGAGACGAGAAGCCAAACUGAUUUGUUACAAUUGGAUAAGUACAAUUCUUGUCCCAUGGAAAUUAAAAGCCCUAGUGGUGGGGAUGGAAAUACCCAUAUCGCUGUCGACAUUUGUAGUGAAAGCUUUGCAUCACAGAAUGGGGAAGUUGAUUGUUGGAACCAGAAUUUCAUAAGUAUUGAAAAUGGAAAUAAUGGAGAGUUGAAUCUGGUGGUUUCUCAAUGUGUAGAAGGGAGAGAUAAGAUGAAAGAACCACAACAGGAACAGUCGCAUACUUUAGGUUCCUGUAAGUCCUUCAAUCAGGAAAGUUCUAGUUCUCCACCAAUUACUUCUUGUGAUGGACUCAAUAAUACUGGAUAUUCAAAAACUCGGCAGACUGGUGCUCAAUUGUUGGUUGAACACCGUCAAACAAAUGGAAGUGAAAACAAGGAUAUUAACUCCAAAAGUGUGAAGGUGAAGAGGGAUGCAACUAAGAGGGUCCUCAUCAAUAAGGCUCCUCAUGUUCUGACUGUUCAUCUGAAGAGGUUCAGCCAGGAUGCUCGUGGUCGUUUGAGUAAACUGAAUGGCCAUGUAAGCUUUAGAGAAACCAUUGAUUUAGGAGCAUAUAUGGAUUCCAGGAGUGGAUGCAAAGAGAAGCAUGUGUACAGUUUAGUUGGUGUAGUGGAGCAUCAGGGAACUAUGAGAGGUGGUCAUUAUGUCGCAUAUGUCCGAGGAGAUAGGAGCAGAGGAAAGGAGAAAGAGAGUAAUGGAGGUUAUGUAUGGUACCAUGCGAAUGAUGCCCAUGUGCGAGAGGUUUCCCUGGAACAAGUUCUUCGCUGUGAGGCUUAUAUCUUAUUUUAUGAAGAAAUCCGAGACUGAUUGCUACUACAUGUGUGAAGGUUACUUCUAUGUAACAAUUACGAGACGUGUAUUUUACAGUGAAAGAGGUUCCAAGAUUGAUUUCUUUGCGCUCGAAGCAGCUCUUCACUGUGAGUCAUAAAUUUCAUCAUGUGAAAGCUUUGAAUUUUUUUCCAUUUCGUAUACAUUUCUCAGGGAUUGAGUAAAACUGAGCAUCCCCUUAUGGGGGGAAGAGAGAGAGAGAGAGAAAGAGAGAGGACAUCUGAAAAUAGUUGAGUGUAAAAACUAAUUAGCAUGAUAUAGAUCCCAAAUUUUUUUGACAUGUAAGGAGCUCAAAGGUGCACAUUGUAAAAUUAAAUACAUGAUGAAUCUUCAGCCUUGUUGGCUUUGAGUAUGUUAA
Messenger RNA from Tripterygium wilfordii, 3565 nucleotides. Its product is annotated as ubiquitin carboxyl-terminal hydrolase 2-like. The record is from RefSeq and is a predicted model, not a curated record. NCBI's taxonomy places the organism in Eukaryota, Viridiplantae, Streptophyta, Magnoliopsida, Celastrales, Celastraceae. The transcript is spliced from 3 exons. Gene Ontology annotation, biological process: protein deubiquitination. Bases 244 to 3186 code for a protein of 980 amino acids. Gene Ontology annotation, molecular function: zinc ion binding; cysteine-type endopeptidase activity; cysteine-type deubiquitinase activity. Gene Ontology annotation, cellular component: cytosol; nucleus.